AUGGACCCCCUAAGCUUGGCAGCUAGCAUCAUUGCUGUAGUGCAGGUUUCGCAGUCGAUCGUGCUCGCCUGCUAUCGCAUCCGCCACGCCAUCAAAGACGCCGACGACGACAUCGCCCGCCUCAUCGCCGACGUUGAGAGUCUCGAAGCAACCCUCGAAGAGCUCCGCGACAUCGUCCCGUCGUCCAACAACGACCCGUCCGCACUCGACAGCCUGUCGAUUGAGGAUGGGGGAAACAACCAGAAACGCCCAGCUUCGGCAGCAUGCCUGGCUGCGCUACGAUCGUGCGAAACCACACUCAAAGAGCUGGACCAGAAGCUCCAACCUCUCGCCAAACCAGGCCUCAAGACAAAGCUCCGGUGGCCCUUCGAAUCCAGCCUCAUCGAGCGGAAACUCACCGAGAUCGGAAAGCUCAAGGCAACGCUGCAGCUAGCUUUGGCUGCCUACCAUGCCCGCGUUCUCGGGCAGCAGUCUCAGAAACUCGACGACCUGACGACCCAUACCAAACGGGCAGCCAUCCUCUCGUGGUUCAAGACCAGCGACCCCGAACAAAACCACAAGCUGUCGCGGAGCCGUCAUGAACAAAAUACGUCUCAGUGGAUCUUUGAUGUCAAAGAGUUUGCCGACUGGAAGCAGAAUCCGGGGAAGUCGCUUUGGCUCCAUGGUAUUCCUGGCGCCGGCAAAACCAUCCUGUGCUCUACUGUCGUUGACAACAUCAUCCAAGAAGUCGCCUCUCAAAAGUCCAAUAGCCGCGUUGUUUACUUCUACUUUGACUUCUCAGACGCCAAGAAGCAAAGCGUCGCAGACUUGACGAAGUCGCUCAUCUACCAGCUCAUCUCGGCUCACAGCGACAUUCCGGAAGCGGCCGAGGCACUCUUUGCGAAGUGCAACGGUCUCACAGAGCCGGGCUUGGAUGAGCUUUUCGGUCUCAUGACUGAAAUCUCGCGGACCAAGCGAACUUUCGUCUUUGUUGACGCCUUGGAUGAAUGCCCCAAGGAAGAACGGCCAGCUUUUCUUGAGACGUUCUUCCAGGAUUCGCUUCCCGAUAACCUAAGUCUGUGGAUCACUAGUAGAAGGGAGCCUGAUAUUGAAGCUGUUCUCAAGCCGUCGGCCACGCACACAGUUUGUAUCCAAAACUCCUCCAUAGACGCUGAUGUCAGGAUUCACGUUAAUAACUCCAUCGCUCGGGACCCCCGACUGUCCAAGUGGAAACCAGCGGUGCAGAACGACAUUUCGAACGCCAUCGUUGGCGGUUCUCACGGAAUGUUUCGUUGGGCAGUGUGCCAGCUGGACACGAUGAAGAAGUGCCUGACUCCCGCCAUGGUACACGCCGAGUUGAAGCGAAUGCCCGAGACGUUAGACCAAACCUACGAUAGAAUCCUACAAACCGUGCCCAGCCUCCACCACCCUUUUGUGCAGUCAGCCCUGCACUGGCUAGCUUUCUCGACAAGACCUCUGCAACUACGCGAGCUGGCCGAAGCAGCCGUUGUGAGUCCGGAAGAAGAAGUUUUCGACCCAGAUCUCUCACGACUCUUUGACGAAAACAUGAUCCUCGAGUUAUGUGGCUCUUUACUCGGACAUCGGGCAGUCUCUCUGCCGACAUAUGUCGAUAAGAAUUUUGUUGUGGUUUCCCUGGCCCAUUUCUCUGUUAAAGAGUACAUACUCUCACCGAGGCUAGGAAGAGGGGCUCUUGCCGCAUACCACACCUCGGAGCGACUAGCAAGUUUGUUCAUUGCAAGAUCAUGCCUCUUGUACCUCCUGAGCUACAAUUCGGGAGAGGUGGCGACGAAGCUGGAAUUCGACUCGUGGCCCCUUCUGGAGUACGCAGCACGGCAGUGGAUUCCUCAUUGGCGAAAUGCGGUCGCUGGUGCCAAAAAGAUGGAGUUAUCGGAUCUACGCGGGUUGGCCGAAAAGCUACUGGACCCAACCAGCGGCGAAGCCUACGUGAAUUGGCUCAAUGUCUCCAUUCCGGACACCGGCGUUGAGAAGAAUUUAUAUGGGAGCGCAUUCCAUCGGGAGAUGCGCCGCAGUGCCCACAACCUUCCCCAACCAUUAUACUGGGCGGCGUAUCUCGGCGAUGUUGAACUGGUUGAGUGGCUCAUUGAGCAAGGUGCAGAUGUAUGCACUGUUGAAGGAAACCUAGGGUCUGCACUGGGUGCCGCAGCCUAUCAAGGAUACUCAGACGUUGUCGAAUGUCUACUUUUGCACGGAGCAGACCCGAACUUGGCAAACACGGAGUUUGGAAACGUGCUACAAGUAGCGGCGCUUGGAGGCUCCGUCAAGGUUGUCAAGCAGUUGCUUGACGCGGGGGCCCAAUUGAACGCCCAGGGUGGAACAUACAACACGGCUCUCAUCGCAGCAGCAUCUAAGGAAAACUACGAUAUGGUUGCGCUUUUGAUCAAGCGCGGUGCCGACCUCAACCUCGGCUCUAGGCAACACGGCUCAUCGCUUUAUCAAGCUGCACUUGCUGGAGACACGAAAAUGGCCGUUACUCUCCUAGCAGCUGGAGCUGAUAUCAACGCUCUUGGGACGUCGGAAGGAACAGCACUAUACGCAGCCGCCACCAGCGGCUCGGUACCGCUGGUCCAGUUGCUGCUGCGUAAGGGAGCCGAAGUGAACAAAUUUGGACCGUUGGGCGAAUUUGGGUACCCAAUCAGCGCUGCUGCCAACAAGGGACACAGCCAGAUCGCAAGAAUACUGAUCCGAGCGGGCGCUAAUGUCAAUGUUUGGGGUGGCCACCGCGGAGUGACCUGUCUUGAGGCGGCAGUUGAAAGCAGGGACAUGGCGAUCUUUCGCGUCGUUCUCGACGCUGGGGCAGAUCCGAGUAUUCGAGGGGACUUGUACGAGAACUGUUUUCACGCAGCAAUUUGGACGGGCGAGCAUGAUAUGGCCAAGGUCCUGCUUGACCGCAACGCAGACUUCGGCGAUGAGGCGUUUCUAACUGCCAUUGAGCUUCAUGAUGACAAGCCCUUUUUCCUUGAGCGACUCCUGGAGCGAAAUCCAAAUCUCAAUGCCUGGGAUAAAAACAUUGGUUCUGCACUCCAUGUUGCCGUACGCAAACGGUGCGAGAAGGCAGCAUUGUUGCUUCUUCAAAGGGGCACCUAUAUCGAUACAGUCAACGAGGAUGGUUCAGUACUCUUCGAGGCAGUCGAGCAACGGAUGACGCAAGUUGCCAAAGAGCUCCUGCUGAGAGGCGCCGACCCCAACCGCAAAACAAAGCACGAAACGCCUUUCACGGCGAGUAUCUAUCGGGCUCUGAGGGGAGGCGAGGGCAACUUGGAGUUGGCUGAGCUCCUCCUUCAAAAAGGGGCCGACGUUGACGGCGGCAACGGGUUAGCUGUGUACUGGGCAGCGACAUCUGAAGGGGACAAGAAUGAGAGCGUUCUUCGGUUCUUGGUCAAGCACGGCGCAAAUCUCAACCUGGUGGCCGCGCGGGAGGGAUGCACGGCUCUCCAGGGCGCCGCUAAAGAGGGCAGGAAAGACAUGGUCGAUUUGCUUAUCGAACUCGGCGCCGAAAUAAACGGUCCAGCUGGCGAUGACGGUUUCGUGAUACAUUAUGCCGUCCAGUCAGCAGACAAGUCUAUGGUUCGCCAUGUGCUCCAGAAAGGAGCGCUUAUUGACGACUCGCGGCCAUAUUGCAGCAGCCUCCAACGAGCGGUUUCAGGGCACAAAAACGAUCUAAUUCCACUUCUGCUGGAUAGCGGAGCUGAUAUUAGGGCAGUAUCUCCGGCCCGGGCCAUGAACCGCUGGGGAAAGAACAGGGAAGCGUACGCCAUUCUCAUCGAACAGGGUGCCGUGUUCGACAACAACCGCGAUGCGACAUCUCUCCAAGGCCUGAAAGACACCAUAAAAUUCCUCCUCGACGUAGGCGCACACAUCAACUACGCUCCCAACAGUGUAGCAAGCGCGCUAGUGGGAGCCUGCAGAAAGAGCGACAUCCGCACAGCCGAGUUUCUCCUCGAGCACGGCGCCGAUCCAAAUUUAGUGGUGCAGAAACAUGUGACGGCUCUCAGCGCUGCGGUUAGAACGACUGGGAACUUGCAACUCGUUGAACUACUUCUCAGUUACGGUGCUGAAAUCGGGCUUGGUGAAGGCUAUGUCUUCCAGCAAGCAGUCUGGGGCGGCGAAAAGAUUCUUGCUCGGCUCUUGGAGGAGCCCAUGACUAACUCGCAACGGGAGCGGUUUUUAGAUGCGGCUCUUCAAUCUGCGGCUCACUGGGCUGUCCGUGAUAUUGUCGGCUGGCUCGUCGACCAGGGCGCCAACCCAGCCUACAGUGGUGGUUGCCACGGCUGUCCACUCACAGCCGCUCUCUGCAGCUCGCAUAUUUACGAUGCUGCUGCCACCUUCCUCCUCAAGGCAGGCGCAAAUCCUAACCUCCAAGGCGGAGAGCUUUAUACCGCCCUGCAAGCUGCUGCGCGAUACUGCCCGGACAUGGUAGCCCCUUUGCUCUCUGCGGGUGCAGAUCCGCUCGCUGUCACGGAUGGGCCAUACGGCACAGCCCUGCACGCCGCAGCCUAUGCGCACAAUGUGCCUGCCAUCGAGGCUCUGCUAGCUGCUGGAGCGGACCCCAACGUCGUAGCGGGCAAGUACGGAACACCGCUCCAGGCCGCUGCAAAGCUAGAGACGGUGCGCAGCGGGUGGUCGGCCGGCGCAGGCAGCCUGAGUGCCCUGAAGGCGCUUGCGGCCGCAGGGGCCGACGUGCACGCGCUUGGGGGGAAGUACGGCAGCGCCCUGCAGAUGGCGGCCAAGAGCGGGAACCUCGGUGCCUUGCGUUGGCUCGUCGAGGACAUGAGAGUUGAUCUGAAUGUCUUGGGAGGCAGGUUUGGCAGCGUGCGCGAGGCAGCCGUGCGGAAGGGCCGCUGGGGUGUCGUUGUCUAUCUGGAGCGCGUGGGUGGGAAGAUUAACUGGGAGGGCACAUUCAACCAGGACGGCAAGCAGUGGAAGGACUUCAAGGUCACCUGGAGGCAGUGA
Messenger RNA from Lasiosphaeria miniovina, 4971 nucleotides. Its product is annotated as ankyrin repeat-containing domain protein. The record is from RefSeq and is a predicted model, not a curated record. The coding region runs from base 1 to 4971 and encodes 1656 amino acids. Gene Ontology annotation, molecular function: protein binding. NCBI's taxonomy places the organism in Eukaryota, Fungi, Ascomycota, Sordariomycetes, Sordariales, Lasiosphaeriaceae. The transcript is spliced from 7 exons.